Brassica oleracea var. oleracea is the source of this 2314-nucleotide messenger RNA. RefSeq names its product calmodulin-binding protein 60 C. Gene Ontology annotation, biological process: regulation of salicylic acid biosynthetic process. Bases 196 to 2067 code for a protein of 623 amino acids. Gene Ontology annotation, molecular function: sequence-specific DNA binding; DNA-binding transcription factor activity; calmodulin binding. Gene Ontology annotation, cellular component: nucleus. The record is from RefSeq and is a predicted model, not a curated record. The transcript is spliced from 6 exons. Lineage: Eukaryota; Viridiplantae; Streptophyta; Magnoliopsida; Brassicales; Brassicaceae.
AAAAAAAAAGACAGAACAUAACCUCUUUUGAUUUUCUCUCUCUCUCUCUCUCUAUCCAAACCAAACACCAUUUCUGAGGUAUUCUUUUUGGUCUCUCUCUCUCCUUCAAAUCGAAUCACAGUUUCUAGAUUGGUGAAGUGUCUUUACUUUAGCUUGUCUCGUUCUUACAGAUCUUUUAGCUUUAGGGGAGAAAAGAUGCAGACAAGAUAUAUGGAGAGGACUAAUAGUAUGAGAGAAAAGAGAAAGCUUGAGGAAGAUGAUGAUAACAAUAAUCAGCAGCAGCAGCAGCCUGAGCGUAAAAGACCCGCUCUUGCAAGUGUAAUUGUGGAAGCCCUGAAGAUGGAUAGCUUACAAAGACUUUGCUCGUCUUUGGAACCUAUUCUUCGCAGAGUGGUAAGCGAAGAGGUGGAGAGGGCACUGGCGAAACUAGGCCCCGCAAGACUUAGUAGUGAAAGGUCCUCUCCCAAACGAAUAGAAGGCAUCGGUGGAAGGAACUUGCAGCUGCAGUUCAGGUCUAGACUCUCUGUUCCUCUCUUCACUGGAGGGAAGAUAGAAGGGGAGCAAGGCGCUGCCAUCCACGUUGUACUGUUAGACGCCACAACGGGACAUGUAUUAACAGUAGGACCUGAAGCUUCUGCUAAGCUUGAUGUUGUUGUGCUUGACGGUGAUUUCAACAACGAAGAUGAAGAAGACUGGACCGAGGAGGAGUUCGAAAGCCAUUUGGUGAAAGAGCGUCAAGGAAAGAGGCCGCUCUUGACCGGCGACGUGCAGGUGACGUUGAAAGAAGGCGUGGGGACGUUAGGAGAGCUUAUCUUUACGGAUAACUCGAGUUGGAUAAGAUGCAGAAAGUUCAGGCUGGGGUUAAAGGUCUCUUCUGGUUACUGUGAGGGGUUGCGUGUGCGCGAGGCGAAGACAGAAGCUUUCACCGUCAAGGACCAUCGUGGAGAGUUGUACAAGAAACAUUAUCCACCUGCUUUGGAUGAUGAAGUGUGGAGGCUGGAGAAGAUCGGUAAAGACGGAGCUUUCCAUAAGAAGCUGAACAAAGCAGGAAUCUACAACGUUAAAGAGUUUCUACGUCUUAUGGUGAAAGACUCUCAGAAACUAAGGACUAUUCUUGGGAGUGGAAUGUCGAACAGGAUGUGGGAGACACUUGCAGAACAUUCCAAGACAUGUGUCUUGAGUGAAAUGCUUUACGUCUACUAUCCUGAGGACUCAGUUGGUGUUGUUUUCAACAAUAUCUAUGAGUUUAGUGGUCUUAUUUCAGGGAAGCAGUACUAUCCUGCGGAUUCUCUUUCUGACAACCAAAAGGGUUAUGUUGAUGCAUUGGUGAAGAAAGCAUAUGAAAACUGGGAUCAAGUUGUUGAGUAUGACAGCAAGUCACUGAUGAACUUCAACCAAGUUAACAAGACAGCUGAGAUAGAUUACUCAAUGCCAGUUUCUGUUCCAAGCCAACCUUCAACAUCAUAUUCAGACAUAACUGGUGAAGCAUCAGUGUACAAUCAGAUUCCGGCUUCAAGCUUCCCAGCUCAGUCUGAUACUACCUCUUACAUGCACUAUGGAAACGCUUCAUUUGCACCUCAAGACCAGCUAGUUAGCAACACUCAUGAAUCACAAGGCAUGAUGAAUGGCAACGGUGGUGGGAGAUUAGCACUAGGUCCAUCGUCAGGAUCCCAAAACAACCACUUUGUUCAGCCUCAUUCGGAGAUGAACCCUUUUAAUGAUUGGUCAAACAGAGGAGGUGAUGGGUUUUUAUCAGAGGAAGAGAUUAGGGCUAGAAGUAACGAAAUGCUUGAGAACGAUGAUAUGCAGCAGCUGUUGAGACUCUUUAGCAUGAAUGGUGGUGUUGGUGGUGGCCCUCAAACUCCGAUGAACGUGGGGGAAGAUGGGUUUGGGUUUAACUCUUUUGGUCAGUCUUCGUUGGGUGAUUAUGAAGAAGAGCGUUCACAGUCGGGUAAGCCUGUUGUUGGAUGGCUAAAGAUCAAAGCAGCUAUGAGAUGGGGCUUCUUCAUCAGGAGGAAAGCUGCUCAGAGACGUGCGCAGAUUGUUGAACUCGAGGAGGACGAGUAGGAAUCAAGAACUAAAGGGUUUGUUAAAGAGUUUCCCACAAGAAGAAGGAAGUCUUUUGUGGUGGUUUCUUCUUCUUCUUGUGGAGCUUCAUUUGUAUAGUGUAAGCUUUCUUCUUCUACUCUUCUACUUGCUUGUCCUUUAUAUGUAAUCUCUACUUUGACCAGUUUAUUUUCAAGAAACUAUAAAAAAAACUUUUGUUGUAAUUUUAUUUUCUCAGUUGUGUGUUAUUUGUGCUACUUGUGAUUUG